AUGGGGUCCAUUUCCGUUCUCCUCGUCGCCCAAGUAAUGCCAUACCUAGAACAAGAACUCAACAAACGCUACAACCUUCUCCGCGCAUGGGAUUUCCCUCAGAAAUCGAAUCUCGUAUCUCAACACGCCGCGUCGAUCCGUGCCGUUGUCGGAAGCUCGGUCGCCGGUGCUGAUUCUGAGUUUAUUGACUCGUUACCGAAGCUGGAAAUUGUUUCGAGCUUUAGCGUUGGUGUUGAUAAGAUUGAUCUGAACAAGUGUAAGGAGAAAGGGAUUCGAGUUACGAAUACUCCUGAUGUUUUGACUGAUGACGUGGCUGAUUUGGCUAUUGGUUUGAUCCUUACGCUUUUGAGGAGGAUUUGUGAGUGUGAUCGGUUUGUUAGAACUGGAAAUUGGAAGAGUGGUGAUUAUAAAUUGACUACUAAGUUCUCUGGGAAAAACGUUGGUAUUAUUGGGUUGGGAAGAAUUGGCACAGCAAUUGCCAAGAGAGCAGAAGGUUUUAAUUGUCCAAUAAGCUACUAUUCUAGAACUCAAAAGCAGGAGUCAAAAUACAAGUACUAUCCAAGUGUUGUUGAGCUAGCAUCCAACAACGACAUACUGAUCGUUGCCUGCCCUCUUACAGAGCAAACCCAUCACAUCAUCAACCGAGAGGUCAUUAAUGCACUUGGUCCGAAAGGUUUCCUAAUUAACAUUGGUCGAGGUAAGCAUGUUGAUGAGCCAGAGCUGGUCUCUGCAUUGCUUGAAGGUCGUUUGGGUGGAGCUGGACUCGAUGUUUUUGAAAACGAGCCUCAUGUUCCUGAAGAGCUUUUUGGGCUAGAUAACGUUGUCUUGUUGCCUCAUAUUGGAAGCGCCACAGUAGAAACUCGGACUGCUAUGGCUGACCUUGUUCUUGGAAACUUGGAGGCUCAUUUCCUUGGAAAGCCACUAUUAACUCCAUUGGUUUAA
This is a messenger RNA of Lathyrus sativus (Indian pea), 942 nucleotides long. NCBI's taxonomy places the organism in Eukaryota, Viridiplantae, Streptophyta, Magnoliopsida, Fabales, Fabaceae. The record is from the annotation of a GenBank genome assembly.